Molecule: messenger RNA, 188 nt
Organism: Paramuricea clavata
Lineage: Eukaryota; Metazoa; Cnidaria; Anthozoa; Malacalcyonacea; Plexauridae
Source: the annotation of a GenBank genome assembly
UCAACCCAAACAUCGUAAUGAAUAACCAAGAACAUUCAUUUAACAAAUUAAAGUUAUCUCAUCUCAACGUGCAGUCAAUUAGAAACAGAAAUCAUUUAAUUCAAGUACGAGAACUUGUCGUUGACGAGAAAAUAGAUAUCUUGGCAUUAUCAGAGACAUGGCUAAAUACGUCCACGACUAAUUCCGAG